This is a messenger RNA of Cryphonectria parasitica EP155, 1911 nucleotides long. RefSeq names its product family 4 glycosyltransferase. The coding region runs from base 1 to 1704 and encodes 567 amino acids. The record is from RefSeq and is a predicted model, not a curated record. NCBI's taxonomy places the organism in Eukaryota, Fungi, Ascomycota, Sordariomycetes, Diaporthales, Cryphonectriaceae. Gene Ontology annotation, cellular component: endoplasmic reticulum membrane. Gene Ontology annotation, molecular function: GDP-Man:Man(3)GlcNAc(2)-PP-Dol alpha-1,2-mannosyltransferase activity. Gene Ontology annotation, biological process: protein N-linked glycosylation. The transcript is spliced from 4 exons.
AUGGAUGACCAGGGCUCUUGCCAGGCGCCGUCCGGCAAGGAGUAUAUAUCUUUCGGCCUCAGUCCCAAGGUCAUUACCUUCGUCGUCGCUCCCCUCAUCGCCAUCAUACCCGCCUUUGUCCUGUUCGGCAUUCCCGCUCUCUGGCAGACCCUCGGUUCCCUUUUUGGCACAUACGUACGAAGAAAGACUGAAGGUCGACGAGCUCGCAUACUGGAGGUAAUUGAGGGAGACGAGAAGCAAUAUUGGGAGAAACAGGAGGACAAGACUUCGGAUACUACAUCAAGUAAAGGUGAGGAGGAUGGCAGCUGGGAGAAGAUCCAGGUCGAGUCCACUGCGAGUGCCCCUGAUGGUAACAAGCUUGCAGAAGACUGGUCUGGUAUCGUGGGAUUCUUCCACCCCUUCUGCAAUGCCGGAGGCGGCGGCGAGAGAGUGCUCUGGGCUGCGAUUCGCGCCAUUCAGUUGAAGUGGCCCAAGGCCAGGAUCGUUGUAUACACCGGGGAUCACGAGGUUAACAAGGACCAAAUCCUCACUAGAGUCAAGAGCCGCUUCAACAUCCACUUGCAGCCACACACGAUCCAAUUUCUCUAUCUCUCCACCCGUCACUGGGUCCUGGCGUCCACAUGGCCGAGAUUUACCCUUCUCUUCCAGUCCCUGGGCUCCAUCGUUCUCGCCUGGGAUGCCUUCUCUCUCGUUGUCCCCGACAUAUUUGUUGACACCAUGGGAUACGCUUUUGCACUGGGCUUUUGCAAGUGGCUGUUUCCAACCAUACCGACCGGCGCCUACGUCCACUACCCAACAAUUUCAACCGACAUGCUUGACUCCCUUGAUCCGAACUCCCCACUUGGCUCACAAGGUGUCAAUGCUGGUCAAGGGGUGGGCUUCAAGGGCAAAGUGAAGCGGUACUAUUGGAAGGGUUUCGCGUGGCUGUACUCCAAAAUGGGCACAACCAUCGACGUGGUUAUGACCAACUCGACCUGGACGCAGGCACAUGUCACCUCGCUCUGGGGCCCUGCUCGCCGCGAGGCGGAGAAGACCGAUCCCAUCGCCGUUGUUUACCCACCCUGUGCAGUCGAGGAGCUCGAGGACGCCGUGGAGGUGUCUGCCGCUAGCGAGGCACAGCGCGGCAAGAUCCUGCUCUACAUCGCGCAGUUCCGUCCGGAGAAGAACCACCAGUUGAUCGUACAGGCCUUCGCAAACUUUGUUAAGAGCAAGAGCGAGGCCUCCAAGGAGGCAAAGCUCGUCUUGGUGGGCAGCGUUCGUGACGACCACGACUCGAAGCGCGUCUAUAAACUGCGCCUCUUCGUCCGUGAACUACACAUCGAGGACCAGGUUGAGUUCCGCCUGGACGCGCCCUGGCCUAACAUCCUCGAAUGGCUGCAAAAGGCGAGCGUUGGCGUCAAUGGCAUGUGGAACGAGCACUUCGGCAUUGGGGUGGUUGAGUAUCAGGCCAGUGGCCUGAUCGCGGUCGUGCACAACUCGGGUGGUCCCAAGUUGGACAUAGUCACAGAGGUCGAUGGACAACCAACUGGCUUCCACGCUUCCACUGCUGAAGAGUUCGCCGAGGGCUUCGAGAAGGCUCUGUCUCUUCCCGACCCGCUAGCUGUUCGUCUGCGCGCCCGCCAGUCUGCGAAACGUUUUGGCGAGGUCGAGUUCGACCGCAAGUGGAUCGAGCAGAUGGACAAGCUGGUGGCGCUGACCAAGUAGUGAACCAGGGUCAGGAAGGCGAGCGAGCGGCUCAUCAACUGCAGCAACUUAUUUUGCUGUAGCGAAUAUAUUGGAGACGAGAAGCGCAAUGACUAUAAGUCUUGCAUUUUUUUGCAUCUCACGUCGAAGCGAAGAAGGCAGAAGAGGGAUCGAACUCAUAGACUUGCAUUGAACACUCAGAUACCCCAAAUUUUCUUUUCUUUCUCU